UUUAGCGUUAAUGCUAGAAAUGUUGUUUGACAUUUAUUUUUGCAAAAAUCCUAUGUUCAGAUGUUCCUAUGACCGCUACCGGCGCCAUAACUAAGAAAGCCGUGUAGUGUAAACAAUCUUUUUUGGCUGCUUUUUGUCUGCUUUUGUCUUUUUUGGCUGCUUAAAGAUAAAUCUUCAUUUGCGAUAAAAUAUUCAGCACGCAUAAAUCAAGUCGCUGCAACUAGUUGAUGCUCUACGCGUACAGUAAGUUUUUGGCUUCAGAUUCUAUCAGGCUACAAAAAAAUUUUGCCACCAGGACCGCAAUAUCUUGCGCAUAUGCGCGUGAUUACGGAUCAGUAAACGACAUAAUGUUUUCGGUCGUCGGUGACCCUGCUACUGCGAACCAGCGAGACGUCCAUGUUGAUAAACAAGCCGGAAGCGUCCCUUUUCGAGAAAUCUGCCGAGCGCUUUCUCUGUCAUCUUUGAACAUAGAUGAUGCGAAUGAACCGGAUCGUACUAGAACCGAUGAAAAAGCAGAUAAUUCAUUCGGUGGAGGAACGCCGUGCGAAAAUACCAUAGUCGUCCUGGAGAGUGCAGGCACUAGUGCCAGUUCAACGGCAGAACUCGAAUCCGUGAGACGUCGAUCGUCACAUUCAGAUAAUCCCAGCGCCGAACUGGAAUGGACCCUGAAGAGCACAGAAGAACUUGUCAUCUCCGCUGGUGAUCCCCUGACAUUCGCGGCUAUUAAAGCCAUUCUGUUGAGGAAGUGUAAUAUGAAAGCAUGGCGACGGCGUUUUCCCAUAACACUGUGGUUACCGAAGUACUCUUUGCGAGACUUCAGUGGUGAUAUCAUUGCUGGCGUGACCCUUGGGUUGUGCGUUGUGCCAAUGUCAUUGGCGUAUGCUGCCAUCGCCGAUGUUCCUUUAGAAUAUGGAUUAAAUGCGGCUUUCAUCGGGUGUUUUAUGUAUACCAUCUUCGGGACGGCGAAGGACGUAUCUCUUGGACCAACCAGUCUCCUAGCACUAGUGACAGGUGUUUCGAUGCCGGCUGGCAUUACGAUUUCGGAGCGAGCACGAUAUUCCAUUCUGUUCUGCUUUUUUGGAGGAUUAUUUCAGCUUAUUCUAGGCUUUCUUAAUCUCGGGUUCCUCAUAAAUUACAUUUCUGAUCCUGUCAUAAGCGGAUUUACUACGGCCUCAGCCUUCCUCGUAGUUUUUAGCCAAGUCAGAACUAUUACAGGAUUUCGGUCUGUGUCGUCGGAUAACCUUCUUGGAAUGUCGACAGAUUUCACUGUCAGCAAAAUCAACGGAUGGGAUGUCCUCGUCGGGGUGAUUUCAUUGAGCUGGUUGCUAUUGUGUAGUCAAGGUUCACGGCUUCCUCGCACUCCACAAUGGAAGAUUUCAUAUCGCACAUGGCAAAUUGUUCGUAAAGCAAUACGGAUAAUUGCCGAGACGCGUUACGUUCAAGUAAUUGUGAUAGCCACCGGCGUUAGUUAUCUUCUCAGUGUAAAUGGCCGCAACGUUCUCAGUGUAACCCGGGAAGUUCGCGGUGGCGUGCCCAUGCUGAAAAUGCCCGAAUUCGCUUGGGGGAAUCACACCGUCAUGGAGACGUUCUUAACCGCUUUGCCCGGCAUCCCGAUGAUCGUCCUAGUAGGCAGCCUGGAAUGCAUUGCGGUAGCCAGAGCACUGGCACUGCAUUUUCACUACCGAAUCGAUUCCACGCAGGAAUUCGUUGCACUGGGCGCGUCUAAUAUGUGCUGUGCAUUUUUUCAUGGAAUGCCGGUGUCGGGAAGUUUCGCUCGGUCAGCCUUCAAAGCGCAGUUGGGUGUUCGGACAACCAUGGGAAGCACUUGGACCGGCGUAUGUGUACUGUUUACCAUAACACUAUUUUCGCCGGCUCUAAAGUAUGUACCACGCGCAUCAUUAUCGGCUAUGCUCAUUGCCAGUAUUUUGGUUUUAUUUGACUUCAAAAUAUUCAAGGAUUUAUGGCUAUAUCGGAAAGCGGAACUAUUCCCGUUAAUAACCACCAUCAGUGUCUGCUGUUUUGUCAGCCUGGGAUUCGGUAUACUUUGUGGGGUAGCAGCGUCUUUUCUGGUUCUGUUUUAUCCCAUGGCUCGUCCACGCGUGUUAGCGCACGUGGUAAAAUCGCGAUAUGGCUGGCCCAUGACCUCGCGGGAAAAGCAGUACCUGAAUGUGGACAUCGCCAUUAAAAGUCCAGUUUUGUUUCCGGGUGCUGACACUCUCUGCGAUUUUAUUCAGAAUGAUGUCUUUAAAGUAAACCGGACCGAGCCAAAAAUGUUCCGACGAGGAAGACCACAGCGGACAGGUUCUUCGGAACAAUCUUCGUACAUUAACGAAGUGGUAAUAGACGGAGCCCACCUGAAAGAUUCUGAUUAUUCAACGUUGAAAGCAAUGCAGUUUGCCGUCACCGGUUGCUGCAAAGAGCCCAAUACCAUUGUUCGAUUCGUCAAUACACCCGCCAAAGAAUUAGCUUUCAUUUUCCCGAACGAACUCCGGGAAUUAUCAGAAUGGAGACAGAAAUAUGCACAUGUUCGUCGGGGUGCACUGGAAAGCGAUGCGAAAGACGCGGCGCCGGUUUAAAACGGUAGUGAACACGCUAUUGUGGUCCGUCACGGCGUCACCAAAGAACUGCAAAACGGAUAUACCUAUAAAGUAUUCAAAUUUAAAAGAGAGUACAUAACUGAAGGCAAAACAUCUAGAGUCGGUAUUACUUUUUGUGUUUGUGCGGUUAAUGGCUUGUUGUCAUAUAUUAUAAUAUGCUUGCAUUUUCUUAAUACGCAACCACGUACUUCUGUAUCAUAUAUAGCUUUGAGGUGAUAUGUAUUUGUAAAAAUUAAUAAUUUAAUGCUUAAAACAGACAGAAGUUGACUCAUUGACUUGAUAGAAGUCGAUGAUGAAA
Molecule: messenger RNA, 2895 nt
Organism: Paramacrobiotus metropolitanus
Lineage: Eukaryota; Metazoa; Tardigrada; Eutardigrada; Parachela; Macrobiotidae
Product: sodium-independent sulfate anion transporter-like
Exons: 5
Coding region: 228-2576 (782 amino acids)
Biological process (GO): transmembrane transport
Cellular component (GO): membrane
Molecular function (GO): sulfate transmembrane transporter activity
Source: RefSeq, a predicted model, not a curated record